AAACAGCCAUACACAGUGGGGUAUUCACAUGACCGAAUAAGCAGCCAAUCAGCUUCUACUAUGGCUACACGGGGCGGGGCUUUCUCUCAUGAAUAUCCAAUAAGCGAUCUAUACGGGCACGGGCAACACAAAGGAGAGCCAUGUAGUUUCCGCAGCUUGGUACGAUAGUAUCUACACGGGGGUCCUAAAACGUAACAGAAGUGAAAAAAAACAGCUUAGUAAAUUCUUUCUCCGAGGAGCAGGAAGAGGCUUACAUUGUCUAAUAUUUCGUCCGGAUCUGUGGUGCUAACAAUGCCUGGUGAAACCGCGGUGGCUGUCGCGCCUCAACCCAACGCCAGCGUCGACCCAGCAGCGAAGCAAAAGGCUUUCCCGUUUGUGAUUAAGAAGAUUAUGGACAUCCCGCCUCCUAACAUUCUAGAGGAAGGCGAUGACGAGAUCGAGAAGGAGAAGCUGGGCUCGGCUGAAGAUGUGGAAGGGGGCGGCGGCGGCGGCGGUGCAGGCACUGCUGGUGGAGCUUCAAGAGGAGGCAGCGGAGGCAGCGGUGGGGGCGUGUCGGCCUCCUUGACCCCAGCCAUCUGGGAGAAGACCAUCCCCUAUGAUGGAGAGACCUUCCACCUGGAGUACAUGGACCUGGAUGAGUUCCUCCUGGAGAACGGGAUCCCCGUGAGCCUGGAGGAAGAGGAACUGCAGAAGACGCUGACCCCGGUGGUCGGGAAAGGCAAAAGCACCGCCACCAAGGUUACGGCCGCGUCCGCCGCUACGACAUCAUCAUCACCUUCUACGUCUCCUCCACCUGCUCCCGACGCCUCUACGGCCACCCCGGAGCCAGAAGAAGCGGUGACGGUCACCACGCUACAGCCUGCCAAGUUAGAUGAUGAUGAUGAUGACGACGACGAGGAUGAAGAGGAGGAAUCUUCGCAGGAAGAAGCCGUGGCAGCAGAAGCAGUCCAAGUCAUCAAACCAACUCCUGGUAAUAAAAGCGCCGAGCGCAACACGCCCUCUCCGAUCGACCCGGACGCCAUCGAGGUGGACGUCAACUUCCAGCCGGACCCGACAGACCUGGUCCUGUCCAGCGUGCCGGGCGGAGAGUUGUUCAACCCACGCAAGCACAAGUUCUCCGACGAGGAGCUGAAGCCCCAGCCCAUGAUCAAGAAGGCCAAGAAAGUCUUUGUUCCCAACGAGCAGAAGGACGACAAAUACUGGUCCAGGAGGAAGAAGAACAACCUGGCCGCCAAACGUUCCCGCGAUGCCCGCCGCCUGAAGGAGAACCAGAUCACGGUGCGCGCCUCCUUCCUGGAGCGGGAGAACGCGGCGUUGCGGCAGCAAGUGGCCGAGCUGCGGAAAGACUGCGGGCGCUGCAAGAACAUCCUGGCCCGCUACGAGGCCAAGUACGGGCCGCUGUAAGGAGCUGGUAACGCCCGCCAAGUACCAAUCCGACAUAAACUUCCUCCCCCGCAGAAUUCAACACCGACACAAAACACACAAGGGAAAUCCAAAUUUGCACUCUUGCUGGCCUCCAGUCGCCGUGGAGCUCCAGUCGCAGGUCCGACGACCCUGGCGCUGGGGCGGCGGAUACACCCUAGCGGGGGCAGAUUAGGGGCGGUGGUCACGGGAAGGUCUGUGGAGAGCGCCUGGCUCCUUCACUCGAGAGGAAAGGCCACGACACUCCCCGGGGGGGGGGCAGACGCGCAUAACGGACAACGCGAGAUGCUUUCAAGAAAUUCAGGAAAUAUGGCAAGCUGAUUACACAUUUGUCCGUUUUUGUUUUUUCCCAAUCACCGCAUAGCACUUCCUGUAGUGGACCAAAGCAUGUGCGCCAUUCGUCGUGUAUCUAAAAUGGCGCCCGUUGGCCCACUCCCUUCGUCCUUUUCAUUGUGUCUAAUUCCUUUUGAACUCUCUAGAAGGUUGUAGAGGCCGCGACAAGAUGGCGUAGAAUCAGGUACUUGGGCCUGCAAAGAAGGGAAGCCAUGACCUCAGGUGGUGAAGGAGCGGCGGAGGAGAGUCCGUUUAGUUCUUCCUUCAAGUAACGCACACACACACACACACACAUACACACACACACACACACACACACACUAUAUGUACAGUCAUCUCCAGUGUGUGUUCCGUUGUUGCACUUUUUCUCGGAGGAUUCCCGCGGUGGCUGGUGGUACCUUUUACAUCACUGUGGCAGGGACGGUAGCUUUUAGAAAACGUGCAUGACGUCCUUGUGCUGACCUCGGAUCAGCUUCCCGAGCUACACUAAAGAUUUAGAAAAAAAAAGAUGGCUAUGAUGGGUAUUUUUUUGAAAUGUCGGUUCCGGUUUGAAGAUAUCUAAGGCCCUCCCUUUUUUUUUAGCGGAGGGAUACGUCUGUCAGAUUGUUUAUUUUACUACACUCUGCCAGUAGAGGGCGCCAAAGCCCCCACCUGUUCAUUGGUAGUGUAAUGAUGGCGCCCAUAGGCGGCGGCUUUUAAAGCCUGUAAAUAAAUAAAUAAAUAAAUACAUAAAUCCAUAAUUAAAUAAAUGAUGGUUUCAAGGUCCUGGCGUCCUAAGACAGGGGGCUUUGAUUGUGUAAUUAUGAAUCCAAUACUUUUCAUUAUAUUUGCCAAAUAUAACUCCAUGAGUGCUGUAUUUAUUCUGAUGGUAAUAACGCAUCUGUCCAUUGUCAUAUACAUAUAAGAAUAAGUAUAAGAAUACGUCAGAUUUUUAUGGAGAGGAAAACAACCUAAGCUAAGCAGGGACUCCAAUGGGUAAACUGUGUUUUUAAAAUCAGAUUUAUAUCCAUAUAUAUAUAUAUAUUAGAGUUUUAUUUGUCUCUGUUCAAUAUAUAAACACACAAAAGGGCAGGGUACUCUCAUUACCUCAUCCGACUCGUGUUGCUUUCAAUGACUUAAGAGUUUAACCGGGUCGGAUUUAGUAAAAAUCCAAAUUUUUUUGUCCCCCUAAGACUCUCCAAACUGGGUACCCGUUUGAAUUAGUAACCAGUCGACUGUUACAGUCCUUCAGCGUCUUGAUCGAGACGGAGCGCUUUGUGCUCACCGUGACGAGACGACCAUGUGGCAAUAAUACUGGGUUAUAUAUAUAAAUAUAAAUAUAUAUAUAUGGCUUGUUUUACUUCAAUGAUAUGAAUAUCGUGUGUAAAAUGACAAUGAUGCUCUUUCUAACGCCCCCAAAGUGGUUUGUGCUUCCAGUUCUGAUCCUCUAAUGCAUGAGACCCCGGUGUACUUUUUGUCUUCUAUGGAUGUCUCGACUCCUCGACACCAAGUGUACUUACUGUACGUCUGUAACGCGUCACCCCGAGAGCAGACGGGCGAGUUUGCGCCGAGCGUUCCGUGUUGUGAUGUUAUGACUCGCAUACUUGCGUGCGUGCGUGCGGCCUGUUGGGAAAAAUAGCAUCUUUUUGAUCACUGUGUGGAUUAUUUUUAUGGAUCUAUAUCUAGAUACACUGGAUCAGUCGGUGCUUAAGUGUUCUCUUGAUUGUUUGUGAGGGUUUAGUACGGACUAUUUUUUUUUUUUUUUGCAUUGACAUUCAAACUAAAAUAUGCACUGCGUUUUAUUAUUAAAUUUGACGACGAGCCAAGAGAUCAUUGAUUUAGAGUCGGACAGGAUGUAGCAUUUUAUUUUGACGCUCUCACUAAUAUCCAAUGGAGAAGUAGACUUGCAUGUGGGAUGUUGUUGCGCCGCCUGGAGGCAAGACGUGCGAGAUCUCUUUCUUGAAUUGCGUAUUCCAAAGCACAUUUGUUUUGCAUGUUCAACCAACAAGAUGUCCGCUUCUUUACGUGUGGAAUUUAUUACGUCAAGCACAACCUCCGUAUAGCUGCAUAUAUAUAUAUAUAUAUAUAUAUAUAUAUCGACAGUGGACAGUUUUUUCUUCUUUCCUUUACCUGUCGGUGGCGCUAAUGUGUACAUUUUGAAGGUUGACUUGGGUCCGAGACGGGUUCUUCAUUCGGUUUGGCGUCACGUUUAAAGUAGCUCAUAAGAGAAAAUAUUUCUGUAGGUUUUUAUUGCUUUAAUUUUCUUGCUGUUUUUUUUUCCCCCUCCUUUUCUAACUGAUUUGACUUUGUCGGGUGUUUUGUAUUGUCCUGAUCACGUAAACGGAUAACAUGACACUGCAGUGCCAUCGUUCUUACUGUAUGGUGUAUCAUGCAUAUCCAAUAAAUCCAGAUGUAAAGGCAA
Molecule: messenger RNA, 4156 nt
Organism: Doryrhamphus excisus (bluestripe pipefish)
Lineage: Eukaryota; Metazoa; Chordata; Actinopteri; Syngnathiformes; Syngnathidae
Gene: tefb
Product: TEF transcription factor, PAR bZIP family member b
Biological process (GO): regulation of transcription by RNA polymerase II
Cellular component (GO): nucleus
Molecular function (GO): RNA polymerase II cis-regulatory region sequence-specific DNA binding; DNA-binding transcription factor activity, RNA polymerase II-specific
Source: RefSeq, a predicted model, not a curated record